UUUAGCACCAGACGGCGACGCACACCACAAACUCGACACACAAACACGCAGGGUUUGACGGAUGGUCUGGUUCCUGAAUUUGCUUUGCUCUCUUCGGUUCCGUCCCUCUCGUUUCCAUUGGUCAAUUUCAAGCAAAGCAAGCACACCGUUGCAGUCACCAACACAAUCACCAACACAACACAUCACACCAUGUCUUCCUCCGCAGAAUGGUCGCCCGACUCCUGGCGCUCAAAACCCAUCAAGCAGGCUCCCGCCUACCCAGACGAAGCCGGCUUGAAAAAGUCCGUCAAAGAAUUGGGACGGCUACCCCCCAUUGUCCACCCAAAGGAGAUUGUCGCACUCAAGCAGCACCUCCGUGAUGUGGCACUCGGCGAGGCUUUCCUGCUCCAGGGCGGUGACUGUGCGGAGCUGUUCGACUACUGCGAGCCCAAUGCAAUCGAGUCAAAGAUCAAGCUGCUGCUGCAGAUGAGUCUGGUUCUCGUCUGGGGUGCCGACAAGCGCGUGGUGCGCAUUGGCCGUAUGGCUGGCCAGUAUGCCAAGCCCAGAUCGAGCCCUACAGAACUGGUUGACGGUGUGGAGAUGCCUUCAUUCCGCGGCGACAUUCUCAACGGCUUCCACGUUGAUGAGCGUGAAAUUGACCCGCAGAGACUCGUGAAGGCCUACCAGUAUUCUUCGGCAACCCUCAACUACAUCAGAGCAUGCCUCUCAUCAGGCAUCGCCGAUCUCCACAAGCCACUGGACUGGGGCCUGGGCCAUGUCCGGGACCCGGAGCUCAAGAGGAAGUACUCCGAGGCCGUCCUCUCCCUCACAGACAUGCUCCGCUUCCUCCACACCAUCGGCGCCGACCGAAGCGACAAGCUGGACACGGUCGACCUCUUCACCAGCCACGAGGGCCUCCUCCUCGAGUACGAGCAGCCGCUGACCCGCCUCCUGGAGACGCCCGUCCCGCGUCCCACAGCAAACGGCAACGGCCCCCGGAACGACAGCAGCAGCGGCCCCACCGAGACUAAGAAGGAGUACUACGACACCUCGGCCCAUUUCCUCUGGAUCGGCGACCGCACCCGGCAGAUCGACGGCGCCCACGUCGAGUUCUUCCGCGGCAUCGCCAACCCGAUCGGCAUCAAAGUCGGACCCACCACGCCCGUGGACGACCUCCUCGCCCUGCUGCGCGCCCUCAACCCGGACAAGGAGCCCGGCAAGAUCACCCUCAUCACGCGGUACGGCGCCUCGAAAGUGCGCUCGCUGCUGCCGGCGCACAUCCGCGCCGUCGAGGACAGCGAGUACCACCGCUGCGUGGUCUGGCAGUGUGACCCCAUGCACGGCAACACGGUCUCGACGGGCGGCGGCAUCAAGACGCGGCGCUUCCGCGACAUCUUUGAGGAGCUGCAGGAGACGCUGCGCAUCCACAAGGAGCAGAAGAGUUACCUCGGCGGCGUCCACCUCGAGCUCACUGGUGAUGCCGUGACGGAAUGUCUGGGUGGUAGCGAAGGGCUGGACGAGGAUGAUUUGUCGACCAACUACACGAGUUUCUGCGACCCGAGACUCAAUGAGAAGCAGGCGCUCGAGUUGGCGUUCUUGAUUGCGGAUCACUACAGGAACGAGAGAAGACCGGUUUUGUAA
Molecule: messenger RNA, 1620 nt
Organism: Colletotrichum abscissum
Lineage: Eukaryota; Fungi; Ascomycota; Sordariomycetes; Glomerellales; Glomerellaceae
Product: 3-deoxy-7-phosphoheptulonate synthase
Exons: 3
Biological process (GO): aromatic amino acid biosynthetic process
Molecular function (GO): 3-deoxy-7-phosphoheptulonate synthase activity
Source: RefSeq, a predicted model, not a curated record